AGAGGAAGGUGAAGAACACAAUGAACUAAAGGAUGAACAUCAGGACCACAAUUUUAUGACUGACAGCUGCUCAGAAACUGAUGAGAAUUCCCAUCAAGAAAGAGUUAAAGCCAAAAAUGUUUUUGAAUGCCAUCUUUGUGGUAAGACUUUCUCACUAAAAGGGAACCUAACGUAUCAUCUGAAGAGUCACAUUGGUGAGAGGCCUUAUGCUUGCUCCCACUGUGAGAAGACUUUUUUCCAAGAAUGUCAUCUUAGGUAUCACAUGAUGAGUCACACAGGUGAGAGGCCUUUUGCCUGCCCAUAUUGUGAUAAACGUUAUAUUAAAAAAGGAACUCUUAAUACUCACUUAAAGACUCACAGUACUGAAAGGCCAUACGUCUGCGCUCAAUGUGGAAAGAGUUUUUCAUGGCAGGGACUAUUAAAUGCUCAUGUGAGACGCCACACUAGUGAUAAGCCGUACACCUGCUCUCAUUGUGGAAAGAGUUUCUUAUUUAAAUCACGUCUACAGAUUCAUAUACGAAUUCACACUGGAGAGAAACCUUUUAAAUGCCCUCAGUGUGAUAGGAGUUUUGUGCAACAAGGAGGUCUUAGGUAUCACAUAAGAAUUCAUACAGGUGAGAAGCCUUUCUCGUGCCAUCUGUGUGGUAAGGGUUACAUACAUCCACAAGGUCUGAGACUGCAUUUGCAGGUUCACUUGAAUGUAAGGCCAUUUAGUUGCGAUCAGUGCGAUAAGAAGUAUGUUUCAUCAACUCUGUUAAAAGAGCACAGACAGACUCAUACAGGUGAGAAGCCGUAUUUGUGUUCUGUUUGUGGGAAGAGUUAUCCAUCACUUAAAAGAGUUAAAUUGCACCAGAAGAGGCAUUCGGGUGUAAAGUGCUCUCUGUGUGAAAAUGUAUUUCUGGGACCCAAAGAGCUGGAGCAGCACCAGAAGAUCCAUAAUGGAGAAAACCCCUAAAAGUAAAGAAUUUUAUUGAGUCUGGACGCUGAUAAAACACAAGUGACUGUAUACUGGAGAGAAGCUGCAAUGCAGAUAAACCUUAUCCCUGGACCACAAAACCAGUCAUAAGUCAAACUGGUAUAUUUGUAGCAACAGCCAACAAUACAUUGUGUGGGUGAAAAACAAUAUGCAGUUUAGUGAUAAUGAUAUCAUUGCAUUGUGACUAUAAGAUAUUAAGUUUACAGGCUAUUGUGGAUUUUGGUAGAGUUGUACAAACGUUUGUACUUUGUGGUAUAAAAAUAAAUGGUUGUGUUUUAUAUCAUACUUCAUUUGGUAAUUAAUACAUUUAAGCUAAUCAGCGUAUUAAUGUGUUGCCUUAACCACAUACUCAUAUUUUCAAAACAAAACAAGCAGGAUUUUUGCCUUUUAAAGUUUUUUAUUUUAUUGUAAAAAAUACAUUGAAAUAAGAAUAGCCAGGGCUGCACGUAUUGGUUAGACUGAAUAAUCGACCUCAAGUAGUCUGCUGUCCCAUCCUCGGGUGUUCUUCUGAGUCUGAACUUGCAAGUCCGAACUUGGCGUUCUUUGUAUUGAAAAACGGCCCGAUUCCUCUAAAAGCAAAAGAAAUACACUUAAAAAUUUCACAUGAAAUGUAUUCUUCUAGCAAAUUCCUUAAUCAAAAUAUUAAAAUGGAAUUUGUCCUGUUUUCUUUUUUGCAAUAGCCAUUCUGAAUACACUAAUCAUAUCAAUAAUGAUCAUACCUUUAUUUCAUGCAUUAUUUUUUUUUUACAAUUUUUUUGGGAGAUUUUAAUUUUCUAAAUAACAUUGUAAUGUUGGCAAAAUAUUUAAUUCAUAAACUUAGAUUCUUGAAAUCCCUUCCAAUAUUUAUUGUAUCUAGAAACAAUGUAAACUUUUUUCUAAAGCCCUGGCCAUAAUAAGAGGUAGAAGUGUUUUUUGAUAUCAUAUAAUCUAUUUUGAUAUUUCCCUUGAUAGUUAUUUUUUACUUAUGUUAAUCUUAAACUAUAAUAAUCUUUUAUUUAUUUUAUUUAUUUUGACUAUGCUUUUUGUUUAAGUUGCGUUGAGCUUUUUAUGUCAAUCGCUUCAUGUAGAAUGAAAACAUUUGCCUUUGUUGUAAUUAAAGUUUUGUAUUUAAUAAAAAAAGAUUAAAUAAGGAGACUUUUAUUUUGGUUCUUGAAGACUAUCGUGUGGUGACGUCAUAAGGAGUGCGCUACCCAUCGUCUGUCGGUUGAGGCACAUUGAGGUGUCUAUGUGAGCCCUAAUGAUGGAGUGUGUUAAAGAGGAGACUGAUCCUGAAUCAUUCACAAUAACACCUCAACAUACUCAACAACAAAGAGAUUUGGUGGAAGUGAAAGAGGAAGAUCAAGAACACAAUGAACUAAAGGAUGAAGAUCAGGACCACAAAUUUAUGACUGACAGCUGCUCAGAAACUGAUGAGAAUUCCUCUCAAGAAAGAGUUAAAGCCAAAAAUGUUUUUGAAUGCCAUCUUUGUGAUAAGACUUUCUCACUGAAAGGGAACCUAACGUAUCAUCUAAAGAGUCACACUGGUGACAGGCCUUAUGCUUGCUCCCACUGCGAGAAGACUUUUUUCCAAGAAUGUCAUCUUAGGUAUCACAUAAUAAAACACACUGGUGAGAAGAAGCCUCACGCAUGCUCCCAGUGUGAGAAGGCUUUCCUCCAAAAAUGUCAACUUAAGCAUCACAUGAUGGUUCACACAGGUGAGAGGCCCUUUGCCUGCCCAUAUUGUGAUAGACGUUAUAUUAAAAAAGGAACUCUUAAUACUCACUUAAAGACUCACAGUACUGAAAAGCCGUAUGUCUGCGCUCAAUGUGGAAAGAUGUACACAUUUAGAUCACAUCUUAAGAAUCAUAUGAUAACUCACAGUCAGACAAAGCCUUUUUCAUGCCCUCAGUGUGGAAAAAGUUUUUCACAUAAGAGCAACUUAAAUGCUCACGUGAGACGGCACACUAGUGAUAAGCCGUACACCUGCUCUUAUUGUGGAAAGAGUUUCUUAGGUAAAGCACAUCUACAGGAUCACAUACGAAUUCACACUGGAGAGAAACCUUUCAGGUGCCCUCAGUGUGACAAGAGUUUUGCGCAACAAGGAGCUCUUAGGCAUCACAUACGAAUUCAUACAGGCGAGAAGCCUUACUCGUGCCAUCUGUGUGAUAAGAGUUACGCGCAGGCACAAGGACUGAGAUUUCAUUUGCAGGUUCACUCGAAUGAAAGGCCUUUUAGCUGCGAUCAGUGCGAUAAGAAAUAUUUUUCAGCAUCUCUGUUAAAAGAGCACAUAAGGACUCAUACAGGUGAGAAGCCGUAUUUGUGUUCUGUAUGUGGGAAGAGGUUUCCAUCACUUAAAACAGUUAAAAUGCACCAGAAGAGGCACGUGGGAGUGAAGUGCUCUGUGUGUGAAAAUGUAUUUUUGGGACCCAAAGAGCUGGAGCAGCACCAGAAGAUCCAUAAUGGAGAAAACCCCUGAAAGUGUUCACAUUGUGGAAAGAGUUUUAUUGAGUCUGUAACGCUGAUAAAACACAAGUGACUGUAUACUGGAGAGAAGCUGCACCGCUGUCAUUCAUGUCGGAGAAGUUUCAGACGAUCACACAGCUGCAGACUCACAGAGAAAAGCGCUGACUGCAAAGAGUAAACAAAGAUCAACUUCAGUCUUUAGGUCCAUGCACAUGAUGUGAAAUGCAGAAAAACCUUACAACUGAAAUUCUUUCUAAACAAUUAAUUUCAAUGUAUUAUAUCUACAAUAGCAACAUGUUAAUUUAAUAAAGUAAAAUUACACGAUAAAGAUCUCCAGGGGCCUUAUUUUAAAAACAGCAUAGAUUUCAUCCUUGAAGUGUGCAUAUGCAUAUACACUGUAAAAAGUGAAAAGUUGGAUAAACAUACAAAUUACUUCAACUUGUAAAGUGCAGUUUAUACUCGUAUGUAUGUGUGAUUGCAUGAUGCAAGUAUAAUAAAUCCU
Messenger RNA from Paramisgurnus dabryanus, 3920 nucleotides. RefSeq lists its product as uncharacterized. Gene Ontology annotation, molecular function: DNA-binding transcription factor activity, RNA polymerase II-specific; RNA polymerase II transcription regulatory region sequence-specific DNA binding. NCBI's taxonomy places the organism in Eukaryota, Metazoa, Chordata, Actinopteri, Cypriniformes, Cobitidae. Gene Ontology annotation, cellular component: nucleus. The record is from RefSeq and is a predicted model, not a curated record. Gene Ontology annotation, biological process: regulation of transcription by RNA polymerase II.